Messenger RNA from Solea solea (common sole), 501 nucleotides. It is a transcript of the gene lyrm2, whose product is annotated as LYR motif containing 2. The transcript has 3 exons. Lineage: Eukaryota; Metazoa; Chordata; Actinopteri; Pleuronectiformes; Soleidae. The coding region runs from base 27 to 293 and encodes 88 amino acids. Gene Ontology annotation, cellular component: mitochondrion. The record is from RefSeq and is a predicted model, not a curated record.
CCUGUGUCCUUGCCGUGUUAAAAACGAUGGCGGCGUCCAAGCUCCCCUACGCAGCCCUCUCCUUUAAACAGUUUUUACAGAGACAGAAGGUGUUGGGGAUUUACAGGAACAUGCUGCGGAGCAUCAGGCAGGUGCCGGACGAGGCGGACAGGAAGUACCUCAGAGACUGGGCAAGAGAGGAGUUCAAGAGGAACAAAAUGGCCACUGACCAGGACGCCAUUCGAAUGAUGGUCACACAGGCCAACAACCACCUGGUGGAGCUGCAGAAAUCUCUGGCCUUGGCCAAAAGUUAGCAGAUCACAGGGGCUGGAAUUUGCUGCUGUGGAUUUUACUGAGGAGAGACUCAUCAAAUGUUGGGGUAACCAUGGAAACAGGGAAACCCCUCCUCACUGCCAUGGAUGGACAGUAUGACCCUGAAAGUAUCGCCCUACAUUUGAGAGACUAAUCAGUCUGUGCUCUGAACUAUAUUUAAUAUGUAUUAAAUGGACAAUAAUGAAAGUG